GACUGAUUAAUAAUAAUUUUGUACCCGUUCAAUAUAUUUAAGCAUAUUCUGUUUAUUUCCACGCAACAGAAUCACACUUAUUUACAGUAGGUUAAUCCCUAAAGUGCAUUGUGGAUUGAUUUUAAGCGCCUCUGCUGGCCAAUUCAGGUAGGUAGCUAGCUUAGUUGGCUAACUUGCCUGUCGGAUAGCGUGCUUUAGGCGAUGUAAUUCAAAGCAGAUCUCCCUGGGAGCUGGGAGAACUACACCGUUUAGUUGCGCGUCUCACAGUCUCUAGCCAUUUAUGAGUCUCAAAAUAAGGAUUUAUUACCGGAGAAAACAUGCGAACUCCGUGCUCAAAUAGCAAUGGCAAACCUGCAGUGGAAUUGUACAGCAUCAGAGAAUAAACUCCAACCAAGCUCUUCUGCGACGAGAAACUAAUUCCGCCUGUUGAUAACAGCUACUGAGCUAGCUAACUUGUUAGCUUGCUUGCUACAAAAUAUUUUUGAAAGUGAGAUCACUUCGUUUAAGGAUGAAGAAUUUCAUCAUUGCCUGCUAUAUGAAACAUUUACUAAAACUAAGUGGCCGUAUCUUAACUGCCAUUCUGGGAUGAAUCUGAACCUGUUGGCUUUUUUUAUAGCUUGUUAAAUUACUUCACCGUGUAGCCUAGUGAACGAUUAAAUGGAAAAAUAAAUAGCUAACGUUAGCUAGUUAACGUGACUUGGCAUACGUUACUUGUCUACCUUUCAAUGCUGUUGAAUUUACAGCUAGCAAGCAACAGUAAGAAAACGAAGAGCAGCUUAAACUAACCGGCUGAGUGAAAAGAGUCCUCAGAAUUUGGUAAUUAACAAGCAUGCUAGCUAGGUUUACUUGAAUGCGGGUCCUAAACGACUGUGGCAGUUUGAAAGCUUCAAGUUUAUUUACUCUUGCAUGUCGGCAAUAUGCUGCGUUUAAUUCUCUGUGAUUAACAGCAUUAGCUAUGCGUGUGGAGGUGUUUUAUAACAAAGGCAACAACUGCUAGUUAGCGAGCUCUGUAUGUUAUUUCCCCCGAGAGAAUAAAGAAAGUUGAGAGUGGGAUCUGCAUUCAGUUUUUCUAUAUAUAGUUUUACUUCCAUUGUUCCACAAAUGACACCUGCUUUUCGCAAGGUUUAAAGUGGCUUUAACAUCAUGGAUGCCGCUGGUCAUAGUACCGACCUCAGAUACACGGGGAAAGAUUGCAGACCUGCGCAUGGAAUCCUUCACGAAGGAGUGGAAGUAUUAGGAACUUUGGAACGGAGGGUCGGAGACAGCGAAGGAUGGAGACUGGUGGAUGUUCUCCUCACUGGAGGAGCGCCAUGGGGUUUUACUCUCAGAGGAGGUCGGGAGCACCACGAACCGCUCCUCAUUACCAAGGUGGAGGAGGGCAGCAAGGCUGCAGCCGUCAGGCUCCAGGUUGGAGACGAGAUCAUCAAUAUCAAUGAAGUCCCCCUGAGCGGCUACCGACAGGAGGCCAUCUGCCUGGUGAAGGGCUCCCACAAGACCCUUACGCUGGUGGUGCGGAGGAGAAAUGAACCCGUGAGCCGACCACACUCCUGGCAUUCCACCAAGUUCACAGAGGGCCAAUCGGACAACGGCAAAACGCAGUUGACGCCCACACCAAUCUGGCACAGCAGAUACGAUGCAAGUUCAUCUUCCUCCGACCUGUCAGGCUGCUGGGAGCCUGCGAAUUUGCGGCGAGUUUCAGACCAGUUCAGCUCUCUGGGGAGUAUGGACAGCCUAGAGCACUCUCCACACUCCUACCCUCCAGGACGCCUCUCCCCAGCCAAGUCCAACAACAGUGUGGAGCACCUGGGCGGGGGAGGGGGAGGAGGUAGCAAACGUGAUUCAGCCUACAGCUCCUUCUCCACAGCCUCCAGCACCCCAGACUACACCCUGUCCCAGAGCAACGCCGCCUCCACUGAAAACAUGCUGUGCAAGGUAGGCCAGUGGGACUCUGGGGGACGCCAUAGCAAUGGGAGGCACAGCCAGAGCCUGUGCGAGGGGGAUCGUCCGGGAUACCUGCAGCUCCCCCCGAGCGGAGGCGGCAGGGAGAGCCCCAGGGCUGGGGUCGACCAGCCAGGAUCCAGGCACUCAUGCUCCUCCUCCUCAUCGGGCCGCCCCAGCGCCGGCCCUGUCUGGCACGUCCCGGAGAAGAAGAAAGCUGCCGCCCCCUCCCCGCCACCACCCCUCCCUCCGGUGCGUAGCGACAGUUUUGCCGUUACCAAGGUCCAUGAGAAGGGGCUGGUCAUCCCCUAUGCUGAGGAGCCUGGACCUCGUCCACAACCCAAACCCCAGUCCCAGGGACCCGAAAACUUCCCGAGAACCCACCACCAUGUCGUUGAGAGGGGCCCCGACGUCCGCCUCAUGUACAGUGCACUCCACAAGGCUGAUGGGCUCCACCCCUACAUGCCGGCUGACAGCUACAACAAUAACGGCCAGUUUGCGAGCUCCAACAAGCUGUACUCUCUGUCCAGCACUGACGUGCGUUCCGGCCAGGCCCCCUAUGCCUACGUGCCCCACCGACACCAGCGGCAGUACAGUGACGAGAGCACGUUCUACAUGGGACCCCGCCUCGCGACUGUCCCCAGGCCACAAGCCCCUGCCGGUGGGUACUACAGCAGCAUGCAGGAGCUGCCAACCAACAGCCACAACCAGGGCCGGACCUCCAGCACUUCUCUUUCUGGUGCCACUGUUGACCCGAACACAGAUGGGCACAGCCGGUACUACUGCCUGAUGGCCCGCCAGCCCCCGGGACCUAUCACGCAGGCCGCCCUGGUUAAGGUGGAGGGGUGGAAGGAAGGCCCACAAAGCAAAGAACCCACUGCCUGUGCCGCAGCAGGCCUGCGAGGGUGGGAAGGACAGCAACGGCACCACCAGGAGAGAGGAGGCUCCGCACCUUGA
Conger conger (European conger) is the source of this 2895-nucleotide messenger RNA. RefSeq names its product protein Shroom2-like. Gene Ontology annotation, biological process: actin filament organization. Gene Ontology annotation, molecular function: actin filament binding. The transcript is spliced from 5 exons. The coding region runs from base 1144 to 2895 and encodes 583 amino acids. The record is from RefSeq and is a predicted model, not a curated record. NCBI's taxonomy places the organism in Eukaryota, Metazoa, Chordata, Actinopteri, Anguilliformes, Congridae. Gene Ontology annotation, cellular component: adherens junction; cortical actin cytoskeleton; apical plasma membrane.